UGUGCAAAGGUGCUGAUAUAGUCCAGAGUUGUUGGUCUGUUUUGAUUUACUUCGAGGGCUCCACUCAACACCACAGCACUGGCACAAGGUGCUGGGUAUCAGACCAAAGAGAUAGAGAGAGCGCGAGAGAGAGAGAGAGAGAGAGAGAGAAAACAGAAGAGCAAAUAGAAGAGAUCAAGGCUGUGGAAUAACAGAGACUGAGAGAGACGCUUACUGCUGAUCUUGAAUAAGACUUUGUCCUCUUUGUGAACCUGUCUUUGGCGCAUGUCUUCUCUGCGCAGCACGAAGGUUAUUGGACGUGGACUAUCUCCCUCUGGCAGGAUGGCGAGUGGAGCAUCUCCUGCUGGCAGGACUGAGCUUAAGCGUUUGGAAGCAGCAGAGAGCGCCAAGCCACUGAACCCCGAGGUCAGAGCGGUGCCAGACCAACCCAGUAUUGUGAUGACAACCAGGUGCAUAGUGAUCACUGUGGUGGCAGUACUGGUUACACUGGGAAUACUGGUUGGCGUUAGCUUCCUGAUCAAGAUUCUACUGGACUAUUACUACUUCUUCUGCAUCAAGUCCUUCAAGUUCAUUCCCCUGGAGAAGGCUUGUGAUGGGAUAGUGGACUGCAAAGGCUCUGAGGAUGAGCUUAACUGUGUGACCAAGCAGACCAUCAAACUCACCUUCCCAUUGAGGCUUGUGACUGACGAUGGCCUGCUCCAGGUGUACAGCAAUGCCAGCCAGUCCUGGAGGCUGGUCUGCGCCGAGGGCUGGCAGGAGGCGCUGACUAACCAGGCCUGCCUGGAACUAGGAUACACCAGUAACCCCACCAGUAGCCAGGUCCUGGUCAGGAAUCUGCCGGCAGCAAUGCAGGGCUCCUACAGCUGGGUCAACUCCCCUGGGAACACACGGGGCAUCCAGAGCAUGCUGAGAGACAAAGACAGCUGCUCCUCUGACUCUGUCGUGACCCUCACCUGCUCAGGCUGUGGUCUAAAGCGGUCGGACCGCGUGGUGGGGGGCUCCGACACCACUAUACAGGACUGGCCUUGGCAGGUCAGCCUGCAGUACAACAAGCAGCACACCUGCGGGGGCUCCCUGGUGACCCCGCGAUGGAUCGUCACGGCAGCGCACUGCUUCCCAGAUAAUCAGAAGCUGUUGAGUCGUUGGGGGGUGGUGUUUGGCGUGACCGAGCUGACGACCCAGGGGGCUGUGGGAGUGUCCCAGGUCAUCAUUCACGGGAACUACGCCAGCAAUGACAACGACAUCGCCAUGGUGAUGCUGAGCCAGCCCCUCACCCUUUCGGAGACUGUGAAGCCAGUGUGUCUGCCCAGCUAUGGCCUGCAGCUGGACGCUAACAGCCCUCUGUGGGUGACGGGCUGGGGGAACACCCAGGAGAAAGGGAAGCUGGCGAUGGUGCUUCAGCAGGCUGAGCUUGCCUUCCUGGACCGGGAGGUCUGUAAUCGGCCAAUCAGCUACGCAGGGCUCAUCACACCCAGGAUGCUGUGCGCCGGCUACCUGGAGGGCAAGGUCGACUCCUGCCAGGGAGACAGUGGGGGUCCUCUGGUUCGCUUGGGAGAUCGCUGGCAGCUCGUGGGGGUGGUGAGUUGGGGUUCAGGCUGCGCUCGCCCUAACAGACCGGGCGUCUACACCAACCUGGGGGUCUUCCUGGACUGGAUCCACGGCAUCAUGCAGCAAUACUCCUGAGCUGAGGAGAGCGGAGGAACGGAGAGGAGCAGUUUGCAAGAAAUAAACUACCUCUCACUAUCACUCACACUCAUUAACACUUACUGACACUCACACACACACACACUCACACUCACUAACACUCACACUC
Polyodon spathula (Mississippi paddlefish) is the source of this 1813-nucleotide messenger RNA. RefSeq names its product transmembrane serine protease 4a (gene tmprss4a). NCBI's taxonomy places the organism in Eukaryota, Metazoa, Chordata, Actinopteri, Acipenseriformes, Polyodontidae. Gene Ontology annotation, biological process: proteolysis. Gene Ontology annotation, molecular function: serine-type endopeptidase activity; protein binding. The record is from RefSeq and is a predicted model, not a curated record. The transcript is spliced from 13 exons. Gene Ontology annotation, cellular component: membrane. Bases 265 to 1683 code for a protein of 472 amino acids.